Coregonus sp. 'balchen' is the source of this 19017-nucleotide messenger RNA. Lineage: Eukaryota; Metazoa; Chordata; Actinopteri; Salmoniformes; Salmonidae. The record is from the annotation of a GenBank genome assembly.
AUGGUUCAGAAAGGUAAGGCGGUGGUGGGGACGUCUCAAGUGGAGGUUGAGGCGAGCCCAAACUCGGGGCCGUCUGAGGCUGGUUCCGAAGCCCCUGGCUCAGUGGAAGAAACGAGAAGCAUCGGGGUGGAACUAUCGGGCCGCAGGAAAUUCAUCAGUGGAGUCGUGGAGGGUGAGCAGAACAUAUUAUAUUGAAAAAAGCACGUUGAUUUGCUAUAGCUAGUGAUUUUCGUGUUAUGAUUUUGAUGCAUAUAGGAUUUGCAGACUAGUUAGAUGCAGAAAGAAUGCCAGAAUAAUUAGAGAAUGAUUGUGAUUAUGCAGGACUCUUAUUAACACUGUAUUGUGCUAUUAACAACUACUCAAGGUCGAUGGCCCAUCCUGGAUGUUGUUAUUUUUAAAUCGAUCAGGGCCUGGUUUCCCAAAAGCAUCUAAAGGCUAUCAUUAGAAACUUCUUAGGAGCAUCUUAAAGCUGCAAUAUGUAACUUUUUGGGCCACCUGACCAAAUUAACAUAGAAAUGUGAGUUAUAGAUCUGUCAUUCUCAUUGAAAGCAAGUCUAUAAGAAGCGAUCGUGUGCAACUGCAGCCCACAAUUCGGGGUGUUCCGGCAUGUGGGCAUUCCUGCAUCUGCAGGAACGCCCCUCUCCCGGAGCAUCCCAUUGGUUCCUUCAUGAACACCCCCCCUCUAGCCUCCCAUUGAAUGUAUUAUCAGAGUUUUUGCGCCUCCCGGAGUCCUCCUUGUUAGCGAGCGGGAGCGACACCAGUAGACAGGGUUCUUUUCUCCCGCCUGCCGAACACCUGCACUCACUGUCAUUAACAGAAAUGUGGGAAAACGGUGCCUGAUAGGCGGGGGUGAAAGGACACUGUCUACCGGUCGCGCCGCACGUCCCCCCGUCCCCCCCCCCCCCCGCUAGCACGGGAGGCUGGGGCGACACCAUGUGUUCACUAACUAUAGCACACAGUGUCACCCCUGCCUCCCGCCUGCUGUGUACCGGACUAGCUGGCUAAGCUAGCACACAGUGUCCUUUGCUCCCGCCUGCCGAACACCUGCCCACGCUGUCAUUAACAGAACUGCGAGAAAACAGUGCCCGACAGGCGAGGACGAAGGACAGGGUCUACUGGAGUAUGGCUACCUAGCUACCGUUGUGGCCCCCCCCCCCUCCUCUCUGUGGUUUAUCAGUGGCUGGCAUACAAUGUUUAUUGUACAUUAACACCACCUACUGUACUGGAUCGCUCCCACCUCCCGCCUGUCCUAGCUUCAAAAUGUACCAAUAGAGAAGUAUAGAGGGGUUCCUGCAGAUGCAGGAAUGCCCACAUGCAGGAACGCCCCGAAUUGCAGGCCACAAUUGCACCCUUCUCCUAAGAAGUGGUAGAUCUGUUCUAUGUGAGCAAAUAUUUUUUUUUAACGUCAUUUAGCAGACUUACAGUUAGUGACUGCAUACAUGUUUGUUUUUUAUACUGGCCCCCCGUGGGAAUCGAACCCACAACCCUGCUCUACCAACUGAGCUACACAGGACUAUUUCUUAGCUUCCCUUUUAAGUUUUGUACACCAGCUUCAAACAGCUGAAAAUACAAUAUUUUUGGUUAUGGAAAAUACAUUUCACAGCGCUUUAGAUGGUACAAUGAUUCCCUACACUAUACUUGCUUGUUUUGUCACAAACUGAAAUUAGGUGAAGCCAUUAAUGUUGUACUUAAAUGCUCGUAAUCUAACGCCUGAAUCAGACCACUCGUAGAACAGCGAAGUGCGUCGCUAGAUGCUUUUUUGCCCUCCUGUGUCACUGUAUACACAGAAGAUCUCACCUAAACAUAGAAUCACAUGGUUUAUCCACCUCUCAGAUUUUUUUUUGUAAUGACAGUAAAACAUUGAGUAUAACAUUUGUUGGCACCUUCAAUUCUUGCACAUUUUCUAAUAACAAGUAUUUUUCAACACUCUGCCUACUAAACCAACCAGAACUCCCGUACAUACCCCUCGUGAUGAAGGCAGCCAAUGGCCUGCUUCUAUCUACGAUGUAAACAGUCUCUUGUGAAAACGCUAGCUACUCUGCGUUAGCACACUCCACCAACCCUGAUGUUCUAGCAGUGUCUGAAUCAAGGCUUAGGAAGGCCACCAAAAAUUCAGAAAUGUCCAUCCCCAACUACAACAUUUUCCAUCUAGAUAGAACUGCCAAAGGGGGCGGAGUUGCAAUCUACUGUAGAGAGAGCCUGCAGAGCUUUAUCAUACUAUCCAGGUCUGUGCCCAAACAGUUUGAGCUUCUACUUCUAAAAAUCCACCUUUCCAGAAAUAAGUCUCUCACUGUUGCCGCUUGCUACAGACCCCCCUCAGCCCCCAGCUGUGCCCUGGACACCGUAUGUGAAUUGAUUGCCCCCCAUCUAUCCUCAGAGUUCGUACUGCUUGUUGACCUAAACUGGGAUAUGCUUAACACCCCGGCCAUCCUACAAUCCAAACUAGAUGCCCUCAAUCUCACACAAAUGAUCAAGGAACCUACCAGGUACAACCCUAAAACCGUAAAUAUGGGCAUCCUCAUAGAUAUCAUCCUGACUAAUUUACCCUCUAAAUACACAUCCGCUGUCUUCAACCAGGAUCUCAGCGAUCACUGCCUCAUUGCCUGCGUCCAUAAUGGGUCCGCGGUCAAACGACCACCCCUCAUCACUGUCAAAUGCUCCCUAAAACACUUUAGCGAGCAGGCCUUUCUAAUUGACCUGGCCCGGGUAUCCUGGAUGGAUAUUGACCUCAUUCCGUCAGUAGAGGAUGCCUGGUUGUUCUUUUAAAAGUGCUUUCCUCUUCAUCUUAAAUAAGCAUGCCCCAUUAAAAAAAUUCAGAACUAAGAACUGAUAUAGCCCCUGGUUCACCCCAGAAUUGACUGCCCUUGACCAGCACAAAAACAUCCUGUGGCGUACUGCAUUAUCAUCGAACAGCCCCCGCGAUAUGCAACUUUUCAGGGAAGUCAGGAACCAAUAUACACAAUCAGUUAGGAAAGCAAAGGUUAGCUUUUUCAAGCACUAACACCAAAACGUUUUGGGACACUAAAGUCCAUGGAGAAUAAGAGCAUCUCCUCCCAGCUGCCCACUGCACUGAGGCUAGGAAACACUGUCACCACCGAUACAUUUCAAUAAGCAUUUUGCUACAGCUGGCCAUGCUUUCCACCUGGCUACCCCUACCCCGGUCACCAGCUCUGCCCCCCCCUGCUUCUCCUUCACCCAAAUUCAGAUAGCUGAUGUUCAGAAAGAGCUGCAAAAUCUGGACCCCUACAAAUCAGCUGGGCUAGACAAUCUGGACCCUUUCUUUCUAAAAUUAGCCGCCGAAAUUGUAGCAACCCUUAUUACUAGCCUGUUCAACCUCUCUUUCGUAUCAUCUGAGAUCCCCAGAGAUUGGAAAGCUGCCGCGGUCAUCCCCCUCUUCAAAGGGGGUGACACUCUAGAUCCAAACUGUUACAGACCUAUAUCCAUCCUGCCCUGCCUUUUGAAAGUAUCUCACCUGCCUCAACGACGCACUUAGCGAACGUUCUCUCUGUGUUGUGUAUUGAGAAACAUAUGUUACAUCUUCGGCCGUUGUAGGAACGAUGCAUCGUUAAAACACUCGUUAGCCAAAGUUCCAUCGCUAUCAGGAAACCGGGCCCAGCUUCGAUAAUGGCUUCUGCAGAAGCUUGAAAUGGGGCCCUAGCUACAGUUGGAGUCAUUAAAAAUCGUUUUUUUCAACCACUCCACAAAUGACUUGUUAACAAAUAAUGGUUUUGGCAAGUCGGUUAGGACAUCUACUUUGUGCAUGACACAAGUCAUUUUUCCAACAAUUGUUUACAGACAUAUUAUUUCACUUAUAAUUCACUGUAUCACAAUUCCAGUGGGUCAGAAGUUUACAUACACUAAGUUGACUGUGCCUUUAAACAGCUUGGAAAAUUGCAGAAAAUGAUGUCAUGGCUUUAGAAGAUUCUGAUAGGCUAAUUGACAUCAUUUGAGUCAAUUGGAGGUGUACCUGUGGAUGUAUGUCAAGGCCUACCUUCAAACUCAGUGCCUCUUUGCUUGACAUCAUGGGAAAAUCAAAAGAAAUCAGCCAAGACCUCAGAAGAAAAAUUGAGGCUCAGUAGUGCUUGAAGUCUGCGAUGCAUCGACAUUACCAGAUGCUGGGUAUCUUCCCUGGUGAUGCUCUGCCAGGCCUGUACUGCAGCCAUCUUCAGUUCCUGCUUGUUUCGGGGACUUAUUGCCUUCAGUCUCCUCUUCAGCAUGUAAAAUGCAUGUUCAAUUGGAUUCAGAUCCGGUGAUUGACUCGGCCAGUUAAGGAUUUUCAACUUUUUGGAUGAAGACAAGUGAGCCUGUUCCACUGGCAGCCAUACAGGCCCAAGCCAUAACACCCCCUCCACCAUGCUUCACGGAUGAGGUGGUAUGCUUUGGAUCAUGGGCAUUUAUUUUCUCCACACUUUCCCCUUUCCAUCACUCUGGUACAUGUUCAUCUCUUGGGGCUCUUUUUAGGUGCUUUUUAGCAAACUGUAAUCUCGCCUUUCUGUUCUUCAGGCUUAUCAGUGGUUUCAUCUUGUAGUGUACCCUCUGUAGUCCUGCUGGUGUAGACUUCUACGUACAGUGGGGAGAACAAGUACUUGAUACACUGCCGAUUUUGCAGGUUUUCCUACUUACAAAGCAUGUAGAGGUCUGUAAUUUUUAUCAUAGGUACACUUCAACUGUGAGAGAUGGAAUCUAAAACAAAAAUCCAGAAAAUCAUAUUGUAUGAUUUUUAAGUAAUUCAUUUGCAUUUUAUUGCAUGACGUAAGUAUUUUAUCACCUACUAACCAGUAAGAAUUCCGGCUCUCACAGACCUGUUAGUUUUUCUUUAAGAAGCCCUCCUGUUCUCCACUCAUUACCUGUAUUAACUGCACUUGUUUGAACUCGUUACCUGUAUAAAAGACACCUGUCCACACACUCAAUCAAACAGACUCCAACCUCUCCACAAUGGCCAAGACCAGAGAGCUGUGUAAGGACAUCAGGGAUUAAAUUGUAGACCUGCACAAGGCUGGGAUGGGCUACAGGACAAUAGGCAAGCAGCUUGGUGAGAAGGCAACAACUGUUGGCGCAAUUAUUAGAAAAUGGAAGAAGUUCAAGAUGACGGUCAAUCACCCUCGGUCUCCAUGCAAGAUCUCACCUCGUGGGGCAUCAAUGAUCAUGAAGAAGGUGAGGGAUCAGCCCAGAACUACACAGCAGGACCUGGUCAAUGACCUGAAGAGAGCUGGGACCACAGUCUCAAAGAAAACCAUUAGUAACACACUACGCCGUCAUGGAUUAAAAUUCUGCAGCGCACGCAAAGUCCCCCUGCUCAAGCCAGCGCAUGUCCAGGCCCGUCUGAAGUUUGCCAAUGACCAUCUGGAUGAUCCAGAGGAGGAAUGGGAUAAGGUCAUGUGGUCCACUCGCCGUGUUUGGAGGAAGAAGAAGGAUGAGUACAACCCCAAGAACACCAUCCCAACCGUGAAGCAUGGAGGUGGAAACAUCAUUCUUUGGGGAUGCUUUUCUGCAAAGCGGAUAGGACGACUGCACCGUAAUGAAGGGAGGCUGGAUGGGGUCAUGAAUCGCGAGAUCUUGCCUCAGUAAGAGCAUUGAAGAUUGGUCGUUGCUGGGUCUUCCAGCAUGACAACGACCUGAAACACACAGGCAAGGCAACUAAGGAGUGGCACCGUAAGAAGCAUCUCAAGGUCCUGGAGUGGCCUAGCCAGUCUCCAGACCUGAACCCAAUAGAAAAUCUUUGGAGGGAGCUGAAAGUCCGUAUUGCCCAGCGACAGCCCCGAAACCUGAAGGAUCUGGAGAAGGUCUGUAUGGAGGAGUGGGCCAAAAUCCCUGCUGCAGUGUGUGCAAACCUGGUCAAGACCUACAGGAAACGUAAUUGCAAACAACGUUUUCUGUACCAAAUAUUAAGUUCUGCUUUUCUGAUGUAUCAAAUACUUAUGUCAUGCAAUAAAAUGCAAAUGAAUUACUUAAAAAUCAUACAAUGUGAUUUUCUGGAUUUUUGUUUUAGAUUACGUCUCUCACAGUUGAAGUGUACCUAUGAUAAAAAUUACAGACCUCUACAUGCUUUGUAAGUAGGAAAACCUGCAAAAUCAGCAGUGUAUCAAAUACUUGUUCUCCCCACUGUAUGGUAGACUUUGACACAUCUACACCUGCAUCCAGGAGAGUGUUUUUGAUAUGUUGGGCUGUUGUCAGGGGGGUUUUCUUCACCAUGGAGAGUAUUCUCCGGUCAUCCACUACAGUGGUCUUCCUCGGUCUACCGGGUCUUUUGACAUAAUUGAGUUCACCGGUUUUUUUCUUCUUCUUGUUAAUGAUGAACCAAACUGUUGACUUGGGCAUGGCCAGGGUUUUUGCAAUGUUCCUGUUUUCAUUUCUGAGCGUUAUGACGGCCAGCUUCAUUUGCAUCGACACUGCUGUCUUCCUCAUGUUGUCACACCCCAACAACAACCUCCAAAGGCAAUAGCAAAGUCUAGAAUCGAUACUAUUCAUCAACAGCUCUCCUGCAUUGACUAACGACACAAAUGAAUACCCCUGCCUAACGACACAGAUCUGUGUAGCCAAUUUAACAGAUACUUAAAAUGGGGGGACCAUGUACAAAAGGUGCUGUCAUUUCUAAACGGUUCAUCCGAUAUGUAUGAAAAUACCCUCAAAUUAAAGCUUACAGUCUGCACUUCACCCUCAUUGUCAUUGUAUCCUUUCAAACUCAAAGUGCUAGAGUACAGAACCAAAAUAACAAAACAAUGGUCACUGUCCAAUGAAUUAUGGAGCUCACUGUAGAUACUUUUGUACCUGUUUCCUCCAGCAUCUUUACAAGGUCCUUUGCUGUUGUUCUGGGAUUGAUUUGCACUUUUCGCAACAAAGUACGUUAAUCUCUAGGAGACAGAACUCAUCUCCUUCCUGAGCGGUAUGACGGCUGCGUGGUCCCAUGGUGUUUCCACUUGCAUACUAUUGUUUGUACAGAUGAAUGUGGUACCUUCAGGCAUUUGGAAAUUGCUCCCAAGGAUGAACCAGACUUGUGGAGGUCUACAACUUUUUUUCUGAGGUCUUCGCUGAUUUCUGUUGAUUUUCCCAUGAUGUCAAGCAAAGAGGCACUGAGUUUGAAGGUAGGCCUUGAAAUACAUCCACAGGUACACCUCCAAUUGACUCAAAUGGUGUCAAUUAGCCUAUCAGAAGCUUCUAAAGGCAUGACAUCAUUUUCUGGAAUUUUCCAAGCUGUUUAAAGGCACAGUCAACUUAGUGUAUGUAAACUUCUGACCCACUGGAAUUGUGAUACAGUGAAUUAUAAGUGAAAUAAUCUGUCUGUAAACAAUUGUUGGAAAAAUGACUUGUGUCAUGAACAAAGUAGAUGUCCUAACCGACUUGCCAAAACCAUUGUUUGUUAACAAGACAUUUGUGGAGUGGUUGAAAAACUAGUUUUAAUGACUCCAACCUAAGUGUAUGUAAACUUCCGACUUCAAUAUGUUGUAUGUUUCUGGACAAUGCACCAUGCUGCCUUGUUGACAACAUGACCGAGGUGCGCAGAUUACUGUUCAUUUGAAAAGGGCGCUCCUUCCGCUUUUGGCUAUUUAUGUCACAGGCUAUAGACCGGUGCACCGCGGCUCAGGUUAAUAGAACUCCUUCAAUGGCCGUGUUCGAGUGCAUCAAAACCUUGAUAUAUCUGGGGUAAAUUGUGACUGUCUGAUCUACAUGGAAUGAGUCGUUAUUUAUGUUGCAAUGUGAUUUGUAGAUCAGUCAGUAGGAAGUCGCCUACACUGUAGGCAGCAAUGUCGAACAAGCCCAAAGAGCAUCGCAUCAAGGCAGUGUUUUUCAUUAGCGCUGGCUGUCGGCUAAUCAGCCGGUUACAGACACAUUUUCAGCCGGAUACAUUUUACACUUCUUAUUAACUAGGCUACUUUUCAUUUAAAAGUUUUAAUUCGCUAGUCCGUCGAGCCCUCUUCUGCUGGAAUGAACGAUAUGCAUCUUCUAGCGAUCUAUUGAUAGAAUAGACGCAUGUCAGUCACAAAGCGAGUGAUGACAGAGAAACGCUGCAGAGAGGAAGAGCGGAAGCGAGAGGUUUCACUCUCGCCUAAAUCUGUCCAAAAUAAGCCUUUUUGCCGAUUUAACUGACAAUUUUAAAUAAUGAAAACAUCAGAAAAAGAUGGUCAAUCAUCACUGCAGGAACAAUAAGUAAUGGAGAGCUCCUUCUGGUCCAAAUAUGAUAAUUGUGACCCUCACGGAAUCCUGGCAUUAAAACGGAAUUCAACAAUAUAAAAAAAUAUCUUGACCUUAGUAGGGAAUCAACUAAAUGUAUUGAAAAUGAAUUAAUUUGCCCAAUUUUAUCAUAAUACAUUAACAUAAUGCAUCAGUGAUUCAUAUUUCCUGCAACUUUCUGAAGAGGCAUCAAGAAUGCCCCUGCCUGUGUGUGUGUGUGUGUGCGGUGCGCAAGUCUACCUACUUUGUGUAGCCUUUAGCAAUUAUGCUAAUGUGAACAACCUUCUGGGAGAUGGAAAGGCUUUCCCAAAAACCUUCUCAAUGAAAUUUUAACUACAAAGUAGCAAUGAUAUGACCUGGCAGAAUGAUAUCAUUAUUAUUUUCAUCAAUCCAGUGGGUUUUUGUUUUGCAAACUCUACCAGCACAUGCGCUACAAAAAACACCGCUAAACAACAGCCUCUUGCUAUGUGUGGAAAACACUGAUCAAGGAGGAGCCCAAAGCAACACCUAUACUGUCUUCAGGGCAAACACGUGGCAGCUGAAUGUACACUGCCAGGGGAAUAGAUAAGGGUGGAUGUCUGCAGGCCUGGAAUGUUUGCUGUGUGUGUUAAGGGAUACUGCGAGAUUCUUUAAGUGAAGAUUCUCAAAUGUUUCUACUUACCCAGAGUCGGAUGAACUCGUGGAUACCAUUUUUAUCCAGUCAUUGCGCUCGCUAGUUAGCAUUGGCUCGCGAAACUACCGCUAACUUCCUUCAUACUGCACGUGGAGACAUAGUAUCCACAAGCCUCUGGGUAAGUAGAACAAGGGCUUAAAUGACAAUCUUUCUUAUUUUGUUUGCAACAGGCUUCUACGGCCGGCCAUGGACAAUGGAACAAAGGAAAGAGCUGUUCAGGAGGUAAUAUAAUAGUUAUGUCCAGCAGGCUGGCAUAUGGUGUUGACUAGUGCUCUAUCAUAAUGGAAUCAGUGAAUGUACUGAAGUUUUCAAUAUCAUCAAAUUAGAAGUGGCUUAAAUCUAUUUUGACAAUAUAUUAUAUGAUAAACAAAGCAAACCAUGUCGCACAAAGCAUGUGUUAAUCACAAUAUGUGUUUUUCCCCAGACAGCAGAAAUGGGGCUUGAACACAUACCUCUACGCUCCUAAAGAUGACUACAAACACAGGAUGUUCUGGAGAGAGAUGUACUCAGUAGAAGAAGCAGGUGAGGCUGUCUCAUCAUGGCCAUGGGUUGAAAUGAUUCCUGUCACAUAUACAUACAAAUAUGUAAUAAACAAACCAAGCCUCACAUAUUUCACAUCAAUACUGAGUGAGUGUCACACUGAUGUGAAAUAGUAUCUGUAACUAAUGCAUCUCUCUCUUAUAGAACAACUGAUGACCCUGAUCAGUGCUGCAAAGGAGUAUGGGACCGAGUUCAUCUAUGCCAUCUCCCCGGGCCUAGACAUCACCUUCUCUAACCAGAAAGAAGUGUCCACACUCAAGAGGAAACUGGACCAGGUAACACAACCUGUUUUAAAAAAUGCAUCUCUCCUUCUUCCUUACCUUUCUGCUAAUACCAACUGCUAAUGUGCUGAUUUUUAGGAUUGUGUUAGAGGAGUACUGUCUUAUCUACACCCUUGACUGUCUGCACUCACUCAUUUACCGGAGUCGUAACAUGAAAUUCAUUCUCUCCCUUAGGUGACUCACUUUGGCUGCAAGUCAUUUGCCUUACUGUUUGACGACAUCGACCACAACAUGUGCCCCGCAGACAAGGAAGUGUUCAGCUCCUUUGCCCAUGCCCAGGUGUCUAUCACCAACGAGAUCUUUCAGUACCUGGGAGAGCCUGAGACCUUCCUAUUCUGCCCCACAGGUAACACAUACACCCUGUAUCUAUGUAUGUUGUUACUGAAAUUUGGGCUGAAUUCAAAGUCGAAGGAAGAUAGAGUUCAUGUAUGUUUUUCUUUGUAUUUCCCUAAACCAGAGUACUGUGGAACGUUCUGCUACCCCAAUGUGGCCCAGUCCCCCUACCUGCACACAGUGGGCGAGAAGCUGCUGCCUGGUAUUGAAGUGCUGUGGACGGGUACAGUAGAUCCAAACAAGUUCAUAUCCCACAUGUUUUGGCACUCAUUAGAUGGAAUUAACCUUACUAUUAUAAGAUAAAAACACAGUAACAGACCUUGUAACAUAUAUUUUAAUAUACUUUAUAACUUGCAUGACUCCUACAUCUACAGUUGAAGUUGGAAGUUUACAUACACUUAGGUUGGAGUCAUUAAAACUCGUUUUUCAACCACUCCACAAAUUUCUUGUUAACAAACUAUAGUUUUGGCAAGUCGGUUAGGACAUCUACUUUGUGCAUGACACAAGUCAUUUUUCCAACAAUUGUUUACAGACAGAUUAUUUCACUUGUAAUUCACUAUCACAAUUCCAGUGGGUCAGAAGUUUACAUACACUAAGUUGACUGUGCCUUUAAACAGCUUGGAAAAUUGCAGAAAAUGAUGUCAUGGCUUUAGAAGCUUCUGAUAGGCUAAUUGACAUCAUUUGAGUCAAUUGGAGGUGGAGGUGUACCUGUGGAUGUAUUUCAAGGCCUACCUUCAAACUCAGUACCUCUUUGCUUGACAUCAUGGGAAAAUCAACAGAAAUCAGCCAAGACCUCAGAAAAAAAAUGGUAGACCUACACGUUAAUCUGUACAAACAAUAGUACGCAAGUAUAAACACCAUGGGACUACGCAGCCGUCAUACCGCUCAGGAAGGAGAAGCGUUCUGUCUCCUAGAGAUGAACGUACUUUGGUGCGAAAUGUGCAAAUCAAUCCCAGAACAACAGCAAAGGACCUUGUGAAGAUGCUGGAGGAAACAGGUACAGAAGUAUCUAUAUCCACAGUAAAACAAGUCCUAUAUCGAUAUAACCUGAAAGGCCGCUCAGCAAAGAAGAAUCCACUGCUCCAAAACCGCCAUAAAAAAAGCCAGACUACGGUUUGCAAAUGCACAUGGGGACAAAGAUCGUACUUUUUGGAGAAAUGUCCUCUGGUCUGAUGAAACAAUCAAGACAUCAGUCAGGAAGUUAAAGCUUGGUCGCAAAUGGGUCUUCCAAAUGGACAAUGACCACAAGCAUGCUUCCAAAGUUGUGGCAAAAUGGCUUAAGGACAACAAAGUCAAGGUAUUGGAGUGGCCAUCACAAAGCCUUGACCUCAAUCCUAUAGAAAAUGUGUGAGCAGAACUGAAAAAGCGUGUGUGAGCAAGGAGGCCUACAAACCUGACUCAGUUACACAAGCUCUGUCAGGAGGAAUGGGCCAAAAUUCACCCAACUUAUUGUGGGAAACUUGUGGAAGGCUACCCGAAAACGUUUGACCCAAGUUAAACAAUUUAAAGGAAAUGCUACCAAAUACUAAUUGAGUGUAUGUAAACUUCUGACCCACUGGGAAUGUGAUGAAAGAAAUAAAAGCUGAAAUAAAUCAUUCUCUCUACUAUUAUUCUGACAUUUCACAUUCUUAAAAUAAAGUGGUGAUCCUAACAUGGAAUUUUUACUAGGAUUAAAUGUCAGGACUUGUGAAAAACUGAGUUUAAAUGUAUUUGGCUAACGUGUAUGUAAACCUCCGACUUCAACUGUAUGUGGCAUUAUGUUUCAAGGUCCUAAGGUGGUAUCCAAAGACAUCACAGUGGAGUCCAUAGAGGAGGUCUCUAAGAUCCUGAAGAGAGCUCCGGUAAUCUGGGACAACAUCCAUGCCAACGACUACGACCAGAAGCGUCUGUUCCUGGGGCCGUACAAGGGGCGCUCCACGGAGCUCAUCCCCCGCCUCAAGGGGGUUCUCACCAACCCCAACUGUGAGUUUGAGUCCAACUUCGUGGCCAUCCACACCCUGGCCACCUGGUACAAGUCCAACAUGAAUGGAGUGCGCAAGGAUGUCGCCAUGAGUAAGUCUGAUUUCUGGCACAUUCGGAUUUGGGUAUAGUGAAAUUACACAUAACAUCAUCGUCAUGGGUACGUCUAACCAGGAUGGACUUCAUUUAUUUAUUUGUUCACUUACUUUAUUAGAUGUAUUUGUCAGGGACAUUUAUGUUCUGUAAUGUGCCUGAUUGAGCCAAAAAUACACAUUUCUUAAUGCAGGGAUGUACAGCUUUGGUCCUCAACGACUGCUGUGUGUGUUGGUUUUUAUAGUUGUCCUGAAUCUGAGAGUGGUAUUGCCAAUUAAUGACAAUAAUUGAUCAACAUAGAAACCAAGAGCAGCAGGACAGGACUGUAACCCUUGUAGUCAUCCCUGUCUUAAAGGCUUAGGGUCUUUAGCAGUGUUAUGCAUGCUUGUUAAUCCAUGUGUGAAUUCCUCAGGGUAUCGUGUUGGAGACACGUGUCUAUUUGGACUAGUGAAUAUGUUUGUUUUGGUAUUUAUAGAGUAGAGUAGGGUCACACAAGGUACACGAAAUGGCUGCCCAAGUCUCGUGUCUGUUGGUUUUUAAGAAUGACAGAAAAAUAUGAUAUGGUCUCGAAAGAGGACAGCAUUGUGUCCAUUCAGAUUACAUGGCUUUCAAUUAAAUCCAGUCACAUUAUUGAUUACUCCAAACAGGCCUCUACUUAUCAGUGUGGCAGCCCCCCGCACCUCUCCAAAACCUCUGUGUCUUUCGGAUGGGUUGGGUUAAAAGCAGUAUUCAAAUUUCGGUUGGAUUUUGUGUGCAAUUGACCAAUUAAAGUAAUCUUAUUCAUCUCCCUCUCUUCCUCCUCUUCUCCCUUCCUUCCUCCAUCCUCCUCCCUCCUUCUCUCAGCGGAUGGAGAGGACAGUACCGUGUCUAUCCAGAUCAAGCUGGAGAAUGAGGGCAGUGAUGAGGAGUUAGAGACAGACAUGUUGUACAGCCCUCAGCUGGCCCUGAAACUGGCCCUCACAGAGUGGCUGGGGGAGUUUCUAGUGCCUCACCAGUACAACAGUAAGCACCGUCACCUACCUAUCAUCUAUAAUUUAUACAACGGGUGGGUCUAAUCCUGAAUGCUGAUUGGUUAAAAGCGCAUUCCAGCCGGUGUCUAUUCCACAAGUUACCACCGGCUAAAUCUAUGAUGUUAAAAUGCCUAUUUACUCUGUUCCAUCUGACUGCGCAAUCCACUGUCUCAUCAGCCCAGCCAGGCAUUUUAUAAACUUGAUCUCCACUAUAAAAAGCAUCUAGACAUGAUCUCACAUUUCUUUUAGACUAACAUUUCGUUUUCAACUGCGGAGAUUUGUAUAAACCUUGCUAUCGGUCUCGCCGACAUUUGCAACAUUGUUUCAAUAUUCAAAUUCGAUCUCCAGCUGUCCCAUAGUAAUGAACAUGUAGGGGUCGGGAGUCAGGACUAGACAGAGAGGCAGGCAGCGUUUCUCAGCCAGUCAAAAUCAUGAAUCAGCUGGCAUCAUUUAUAUGGAUAUAUACAAAGAAAUGUAAAUUGAAAAAAGGUCAAACGAAACGAAGUGCAUCUAGUUUGCAGUCUUUCCAGCUUCAGUUUGAAGUUAUUGUAUUAACUGUGUUGUUGGCUAGCUCCUCUGAACAACCGUGUCCUGACGAGAGAGCACAUUUUCUAUGCCAGGCGAAAUCACCCCUCAUUAGCUUAUUGUUAUGGAUGUAUCCAAAUAUAUGUCACUAGAAAACAGCUUAAACAAAUGCAAAUGCAGCUACUGUUGUUAUUCUGUCUGCACUGUUUGACGUGACUGUAAGUUAGCCGUAGUUGGCUAGCUAGCAAGCAAGGGAUAAGAACGUUGCCAGCCAGUAUGGCAAUGGAACAUUUAGAAUGAAAGACUGGGUCGCGUCCAUAGAUACAGAACAAAAAGACUGAACGACUGGGUCGCGUCUCUGUCAACAGAACCAAUAGAACGAACGACCAGCUGGCUUGGUUAGCAACCCUAGAUUUGUGUCGGGACUAUAUCUUGUGGAAGUAUGAAAUAAUAUGAAUAAAUGCAUAAAAAUAACGUUUUUAAUGAAAAUACAGUACCAUUCAAAAGUUUGGACACACCUACUCAUUCAAGGGUGUUUCUUUAUUUUUUACUAUUUUCUACAUUGUAGAAUAAUAGUGAAGACAUCAAAACUAUGAAAUAACACAUGGAAUCAUGUAGUAACCAAAAAAGUGUUAAACAAAUAUAUUUGAGAUUCUUCAAAGUAGCCACCCUUUGCCUUGAUGACAGCUUUGCACACUCUUGGCAUUCUUUCAACCAGCUUCACGUGGAAUGCUUUUCCAACAGUCUUGAAGGAGUUCCCACAUAUGCUGAGCGCUUGUUGGCUGCUUUUCCUUCACUCUGUGGUCCAACUCAUCUCAAACCAUCUCAAUUGGGUCGAGGUCGGGUGAUUGUGGAGGCCAGGUCAUCUGGCCUGAUUGUGGAGGCGAGUUCCUCCACUCCCAGAUCGACAAAGCCGAGGUGAACACGGGAGCGCGGCUGCCCAGCGAGUAUGCCCUGGUCCCCUUCGAGAGCUUCACCUCUAGUAAAGUGUAUCAGCUGGAGAUGGGGCUGACCAGGCACCCAGAGGAGAAGCCUGUGCGGAAGGACCGCAGGGACGAGCUGGUGGAGGUCAUCGAGGCGGCCCUGGACGUCAUAAACAACCCUGACGAGGAGGAUGGCCAGGAGGAUGAUGUGCCCAUGCAGAGGCAGACUUACACUGAGAGCCACUUUACUGAGGGGCUAUACAGAACAGAACGGGACAAAGGCACACUCUACGAGCUCUUCUUUGCAAAAGAGGACUCCGACAAUGUCCGCCACGUUACUCUUUUCCGUCCAUUCGGUCCUUUAAUGAAAGUCAGGAGCACGUCUGUAGAAACGUCCGGAGUCAUCAUCAAUAUCAUUGUGCCUUUGGCGGGCAGAACAGAUGCAUUCUCACAGUUCCUACACAACUUCAGGGAAGUUUGCAUAAAACACGAUAGGGGAGUGCAUCUUACGGUGGUCUACUUUGGACAAGAGGGCUUACAAGAGGUGAAGUCUUAUUUGGAAGAAAUGUCCAGGGAGGAGAGCUUUUCCAACUACACCCUUAUCCCAGUGGACGAGGAGUUUUCCAGGGGCAGGGGUCUGGACAUCGGAGCCCGCUCCUGGAAGAAGGGUGACGUAUUGAUGUUCUUCUGUGAUGUGGAUAUCUACUUCACACUGGACUAUCUCAACAACUGCCUUCUUCACACCACUCCAAACAAGAGAGUCUUUUAUCCGGUGGUUUUCAGUUUGUAUAAUCCUGCCAUAGUCUAUGGAAAUCUGGAGCUGGCUCCCCCCAUUGAAAGUCAACUUAUUCACAAGAAAGAUGCUGGAUUCUGGAGAGAUUUUGGCUUUGGAAUGACUUGUCAGUACCGCUCGGACUACCUCAAUAUAGGAGGUUUUGACCUGGAAGUGAAAGGUUGGGGUGUGGAAGAUGUCCACUUGUACAGGAAGUACCUGCGGAGCGACCUGAUCGUGACGCGUACGCCAGUAUCCGGCCUCUUCCACCUGUGGCACGAGAAGCAGUGUGCAGACGAGCUGACUCCAGAACAGUAUCGCAUGUGCAUCCAGUCCAAAGCCAUGAAUGAGGCGUCCCACUCUCACCUGGGCAUACUGGUGUUCCGUGAGGAGAUCGAGAAUCACCUCCGCAAGCAGGCCUAUAAGACCCAGGGCAAAACUGAAGACUAAAUUAUGCCUUUUCGCUAGGCGGCCAUCUUAGGUACUCUCUGCAUCAGAACUCCUCGCUUUUUUAAAAGAAACAAAUACAAGAACUGAGGUCCUCUGUAGCUCAGCUGGUAGAGCACGGCGCUUGUAACGCCAAGGUAGUGGGUUCGAUCCCCGGGACCACCCAUACACAAAAAUGUAUGCAUGCAUGACCGUAAGUCGCUUUGGAUAAAAGCGUCUGCUAAAUGGCAUAUUAUAUUAUAUUAUUAUCUGAUGCAGCACUCCAUCACUCUCCUUCUUGGUCAAAUAGCCCUUACACAGCUUGGAGGUGUGUUUUGGAUCAUUGUCCUGUUGAAAAACAAAUGAUAGUCCCACUAAGCACAAACCAGAUGGGAUGGCGUAUCGCUGUGGUAGCCAUGCUGGUUAAGGGUACCUUGAAUUCGAAAUAAAUCACAGACAGUGUCACCAGCAAAGCACCAUCACACCUCCUCCUCCAUGCUUCACGGUGGGAACCACAUGUGGAGAUGAUCCGUUCACCGACUCUGCAUCUCACACGGCGGUUGGAACCAAAAAUCUCCAAUUUGGACUCAUCAGACCAAAGGACAGAUUUCCACCGGUCUAAUGUCCAUUGCUCGUGUUUCCUGGCCCAUGCAAGUCUCUUCUUCUUAUUGGUGUCCUUUAGUCGUGGUUUCUUUGCAGAAAUUCGACCAUGAAGGCCUGAUUCACGCAGUCUCCUCUGAACAGUUGAUGUUUAGAUGUGUCUGUUACUUGAACUCUGUGAAGCAUUUAUUUGGGCUGCAAUUUCUGAGGCUGGUAACUCUAAUGAACUUAUCAUCUGCAGCAUAGGUGACUCUGGGUCUUCCUUUCCUGUGGCAGUCCUCAUGAAAGCCAAUUUCAUCAUAGCGCUUGAUGGUUUUUUGACUGACCUUCAUGUCUUAAAGUAAUGAUGGACUGUCGUUUUCUCUUUGCUUAUUUGAGCUGUUCUUGCCAUAAUAUGGACUUGGUCUUUUACCAAAUAGUGUUAUCUUCUGUAUACCAACCCUACCUUGUCACAACACAACUGAUUGGCUCAAAUGCAUUAAGAUGGAAAGAAAUUCCACAAAUUAACUUAAGAAGGCACACCUGUUAAUUGAAAUGCAUUCCAGGUGACUACCUCAUGAAUCUGGUUGAGAGAAUGCCAACAGUGUGCACAGCUGUCAUCAAGGCAAAGGGUGGCUACUUUGAAGUAUCUCAAAUAUAAAAUAUAUUUUCAUUUGUUUAACACUUGUUUUGUUAUUACAUGAUUCCAGAUGUGUUAUUUCAUAGUUUUGAUGCCUUCACUAUUAUUCUACAAUGUAGAAAUUAGUAAAAAUACAGAAAAACCCUGGAAUGAGUAGGUGUGUCCAAACUUUUGACUGGUACUGUAUGUCAAUCAUUAUUUGAAUAUAUUGGUAACCCGUUGUAUAAAAGUGAUAAUGCCCUCAAAGCCGGUGUUUGGAGGAUAUAUUGGCACAGUUUGCCUGCCCUCCAAGGGCCUAACAACUCCUGUGCCAAUAUAUCCUUCAAACCGGCUUCUCUGGCAUUAUCACUUAAAUAACACCUGUGUGUGUUUCCUUAAUUCAUGCUGUAUCAUUUGGAGCAAUGGUAAAUGUCUCUCCAAACAUCCAUCACUGGAUUUUAAACACUCUUAUUUCACUCAUGCAUUAAAGCUAGCCAUUAUAUUUUUGUCUAGUAUGUUGAUAUUUGUUAUAAAAGCCUCUUGUAUAGCAUGUUACACAAAAAAAAAAAAAAAAAAAUGUAUGCACGCAUGACUGUAAGUCGCUUUGGAUAAAAGCGUCUGCUAAAUGGCAUAUUAUUAUUAUUAUUAUUAUGUUGACAAUGUCUCUGUUCUUGUCUCCUCCAGGUCGCCAGGUACCCCACAGCGGAGCUAAGUGUUCAGCUAUUGACGUGUUAUCACUAGGUGCCUCCUCCCUCUGCUCUGCUACUACAGUCACUACAGUGUUCCAACAGCCCAUCAUGGCCCCUACAGGCGCCCCCGACCCCAACAACCACCCCAUGGCCAAGAGACUGCAACAACAAGAGGUGGAGGAGGUAGUUACUGAUUUAACUUUGAUCAUUUUAUAUUAGAUAGGGAAGAACAUACAGUAUGCAGUGCACAUCCAAUGGCUUUGAGUUUGUUUCCCUGGUUUGUCUCCAUUGUGUCAAACAAGUCUCAGUCUACAUACAGUACAACAAAACAAAAGAUUUCAUUCCAACUGAUCAAGGAUAAACACACAAUCGAACGUUUAAGAACGUUUAAAACAAAUUCCACAUGGGAUCACCAAGAUGGUGAGGCAAUAACUUGUUUUCUAAAUGUUUAUAAUGUUGUUCAGGUGGAUGUUGAGAAGAAGGAGUCAGACGAAGAGCCCAUGGAGAUGGUUGUGGAGAAACCAGAGGAGACGGACCCAGAGUCAGACCCUCUAGCAGAGGCUGCAACUGAGACCAAGAGCAGCCUGGUCCUCAUAGACAAGAUGGCAGAGGAUCUGAAGCCCAUGGACACAGACAGGGAGGUCCUGGUUCCUGAGUCCAAGUCUCCAGAGGAGGACAUUGACAUGGCCCCCAUGCAGACAGACGAACAGCUCAAACAGGUAAGUUGUUUGUGUGUGUGUCUGACCUGGGUUCAAAUACAUGUGUAUUUUGUUAUUUGUUAUUUAAAUACUUAUGUUCUGUGUAUUUUAGUAUUUUAAAAUAAUGCAGCCUUACUUCUAUUGGAAGUAUUUGAAAGUACUUUCAAAACAGUUCCUACAAAUAGCUUAGUAUUUGAAACUAUUUUCAAAUACUUUUUUCCAAACAUUAUUUCAAAUACCAGACCUGGGUACAAAUGCAUGGGAGUAUUUACAUAUUUGUAUUUGAAAAUACACUUCUCUGUGUAUUUCAGUAUCUUCAAAUACAUGCCAAGUGUAUUCCAAUAUUCAACUACUUGUAUUUUCAAACAAAAAAUAUACAAAUUCUUACUUUCAAAUGUCUUUUGAGAGUAAUUGAAAUACCUUAAAUAGUGUGUGUGUGUGUGUGUGUCCGUGACUCAGAUUAUCCAAAGUGAUUUACAAUUAAGUGACUUAUGUUUAAACAAUUACUUUUAUUUGUCUUUCAGGAUGUCUUUGUGCCUGGUCCCAAUGAGAAGGCAUUGUACACGGCAGAGCCUCUCUCUCUGGAGGACCUGACCCUACUAGCUGAGCUCUUCUACCUGCCCUAUGAAUACGGACCCAAGGCCCUGCACAUGCUCAAGGAGUUCAACUGGCUACGGGCCAAUAGCAGCACCGUCAGCGUCAACUGCGAGGGCAAGGAGCCAGAGAAG